AUGGCUCUGUUAAAGAAAAUGGCGGAUUGGCGGAUGUACUACACUCGCGGAACGUUUAUUAUAGUUCAAAAUUUCGUUCUCGGUGAAGAGGGUGAUGCGACUGGUGAAGAUAGCGACUAUGCAGUCAACAGAAAAAGCAGAAAAUCGUCGUCCAGAAAAUCCUCCAGUCAUAAUACAUCGACCACUCAGAGCCAAGAACCUACAACAGGCAUGCCCACGAUUGAAGAAGUGUGCAAUACAUUUGGUUUAACAGAUGUACAAAUUGAAUAUUCCGACGCUGAUUUCCAAAAUUUAACAACAUACAAGCUCUUUCAACAUGUGAGACCGCUCUUAGCAAAAGAAAAUCCAAAAGUUCCAAUGUCAAAACUUAUGAUGUUGGUGGCAGCCAAGUGGCGCGAUUUCUCUGAAUUAAAUCCACAUAUGCAACCAGAUGCAGAUCUUCUUCUUGGUUAA
Messenger RNA from Cyphomyrmex costatus, 453 nucleotides. RefSeq names its product chromodomain-helicase-DNA-binding protein Mi-2 homolog. The coding region runs from base 1 to 453 and encodes 150 amino acids. The transcript is spliced from 3 exons. The record is from RefSeq and is a predicted model, not a curated record. Lineage: Eukaryota; Metazoa; Arthropoda; Insecta; Hymenoptera; Formicidae.